Sycon ciliatum is the source of this 2132-nucleotide messenger RNA. RefSeq lists its product as uncharacterized. Bases 216 to 2132 code for a protein of 638 amino acids. The transcript has 12 exons. Lineage: Eukaryota; Metazoa; Porifera; Calcarea; Leucosolenida; Sycettidae. The record is from RefSeq and is a predicted model, not a curated record. Gene Ontology annotation, molecular function: scavenger receptor activity.
CUCCAGCACACAGACCCAGCGUGACUGAGCAGUUCGCAGAGGACGCAUGUCAGGAGUACGGAUAUCAUCUCAUUACCAAGGAGUGGCUAGAAGAACAUGGCUAUGUGUUAACAGAGCGCUGGCUAGAGAAGUUGGCCUUAUUGCAUAAGCACCAGCAAGCACCUUACCACGUCGCGUCAAUCCGAGUCAAUGGCCGUUCCCUUUACAGAACCGUAAUGUUUAGCGCACAAAAGCAGACGUUUCAGAACGCCACAAGCAAAACUCAAGCCCAGAUUCUCUGUGUCAGGACAUGUGAGACCGGUGUUCUUGGACCAAACCUGAGUUGUGUGUGUAACCGCACCUCAACCUAUGGUCAAUAUUGUGAAAAGGCAUGCAAGUGCUUGAAUCAGGGUCAGUGUGACAACAAAGGUGAAUGCAGCUGCCCGAAAGGAUUCACCGGAGACAAGUGCCAACUCGUUGUGUGUACACAUCCCUGGGUGAAAAAGAACAAAUUAUGCGAAUGUACGACCAGACUAGAUGGACCUAACUGCACAGAAGCAUGCAAAUGCUUGAAUGACGGCCAGUGCACCGAAGAUGGCACCUGCAUCUGCCGGAAACGUUUCCAUGGAGAUCAGUGUCAGAACAGUUUCAAGACAAAGUGCCUGGGUACAGAUAAGGCAAUGUACACCUGGAUGGCUCUUGCCGGCUUGCCGUGUCAUCCACACCUCGACGGUGACAGCUGCCAGAAGAAGACGAACUUGACGCAUGCCCGACAGAUGUGCAAGAGAAGAGGAUACGACGUGGUAGACUAUAAUGCCUUCACAACCCUGUCUCUGGGCGUGCGGGACUGCAUGGAAGCAUUGCUCAACAAGAUGAUGGCAAGCAAUUUCAACAACCCUAUCACAAUAUGGACAUCUUUCUUGAGGGAUGGCAAGCAUGUCAUUUACAAGGAGGGCAAGAACAACUUAAGAGAAGAGUUACAUGAUAGUAGUGGAGCAAGCCAUCUUGAUUUUGAGAUGAUGGCGAGCGGUGACAGCAACCCUAUCUCCCUAUCGUCAGGGCAAGGACAAAUUAAGAACAAGUUGAGAGAAGAGUUACAUGAUGAUGGUAGUGGAGCAAGCCAUCUUGAUGUCAAGAUGAUGGCGAGCGGUGACAGCAACCCUAUCUCCCUAUCCUCAGGGCAAGGACAAGUUAAGAACAAGUUGAGAGAAGAGUUACAUGAUGAUGGUAGUGGAGCAAGCCAUCUUGAUGUCAAGAUGAUGGCGAGCGGUGACAGCAACUCUAUCUCAAUAUCGGCAUCGCUCGAGGAGGAUGACCAAAAUAUCAUGUACCAGCAGCGCAAGAACCAGUUAAGAGAAGAGUUACUUGAUAGUAACGGAGCAAGCCAUCAUGAUGUCAUCUGCGAAGCCAAGUGGCUUCACGCCAACUCCUCAGUAUACACCACAGCAACGCCAGCGCUGAGGCCCAAAGUCACUGAGCAAUUCGCAGAGGAGGCAUGUGAGCAGUACGGACUUCACCUCAUAACCGGGGCCUGGCUGCAAGCACAUGGCCAUGUAUUAAGAGAGAGCUUCCUAGAGAGAUUGGCUAUUCGGCAAGCACCUUACCACGUCAAACCAAUUGUGGUGAACGGCAACUCCCUUUUCAGAACCGUAACGUUUAGCGAGGGAAAACAGAGGUUUGUGAACACCACAAGCAAUCACCGAGCCCAAAUCCUCUGUGUCAUGUGCAAGUGUUUGAACCAGGGUCAGUGUGACGACAAAGGCAAAUGCAUCUGCCCGAAGGGAUUCACCGGAGACAAUUGCCAGAAGGUUGUGUGCACACAUCCCUGGGUGAAAAAGAACAAAGUAUGCGAAUGUAAACCCAGACUAAAUGGACCUAACUGCACAGAAGCAUGCAAUUGCCUGAAUAAUGGUCAGUGUACUGAAGAAGGCGCCUGCGUCUGUCCGACCGGAUUCCGGGGAGACCAAUGUCAGGACACUCAGUUGUACGCACUACGCCAUUUCCCGCCUCAGAUCUGGGCCAAAUUUCAGGACAAAGUGCCUGGGUACGGACAAGGUGAUGUACACCUGGACGGCUCUCGCCGGCUUGCCGUGUUAUUCUGGCAGGUGCCCGAAGAUAACCAGUUGGAGGAAAGCCAGAGACGCAUGCAGUGA